UGUGGAAUCUCAGAGUCUUGGUUCUGCCUUUCUCGGGGUCCCUAGGCUUGUCAUGUGCCUCCGAAUGACAGCUGUAAAGCCUGUUGGUGCAGUGCCAGCCGCAGAGUAAGGACCCAAUGUGUUUAGUUGUCGCUCUCUGUGGUCGUUUGAGUUCAUUCUCUUCAGUUUUCUGCAGUACGAGGGCGUGUUAGAAAUAAUGGCUUUGCUGACUGUGUUUUUAUGAAAAUGACUAAUAAAAGGUAAGCUUUGUGGUGUACACUUAAAAUGAGGACCUGAGAGGCAAAAGCAGGUGAAUGUCUGUAUUUGAUGGUCAUUUUAGCUGUACAGUCAGUUCUAGCCUAGCUGGACUACACAGUAAACCGGGUCUCAAAACCAAUAACAAGGAAAACAAAAUGAACUAACGUAGAACAGUUUUUUUUUUUAGAUGAAAUGUCUCGUAUUGUGUACAGCGUGGUCAUUUGGAGUCUUCGUGUCCUUGGGGAUGACUAAAUCUGCCUGUCACAUUUUUGUAGUGAGCACACUGAAUGUCUACUCUCCGAGUUUUUCAAAACCCCUUGUCAUAGUCACUGUGCUGCUUGAGGUAUCUGGAACUUGUGUUGUGUCGCUGAAAUUGUGUAGUCCUUGGUCAGCGUCUUCCCGACUGCCUUCCGGGUCGGCAUCUCCCACUCUCAACCACGGUGUUGCACAUGCAGCCUCAGCCACUCACACCCCGUUACCUGCCAUCGUACCUGGUCCUGUGAGAUAACGGUUUCAGGUUCUGCAUGGAGAUGGUGGGCUUUGUCUUUUUGUUUAAAGGGAGGAUCCUGAAGAAGAAUGGCCAGCUCUGGGUCUCAGGACGUGGUCUGUGGGUCAGUGACAUUUAGGGAUGUGGCUGUUGUCUUCUCUCAGGAGGAGUGGGCCUGCCUGGAUGCUGCUCAGAGGGUCUUAUACAGGGACAUGAUGUUGGAGACUUACAGAAACCUCUUCACAGUGGUGGGAAGUUCCAUUUCCAAACCCGAUCUGAUCACCUUACUGGAGCAGGAGAGAGAGCCCUGGAUGGCUGUGACAGAAGAAGCAGACAGGCCCAGCCCAGAUUUGGAGUCAUGUAAUGAAGCUGAAAAUACAUCUCCAGAAAAUCAUAUUUAUAAUAGAAAUCUACUCAAACAGAGUAAUCAACAAUUAAGUAAAGCUUUUGACCUCAAGGCCUCCAGUUUCAGCAAUGGCCCCAGUUAUAGUACAUUCAAGGAACUACAGAGUUACCAAGGACAUGUUGAUCAAAAGAUUAGUAACAAAGAAAAUCUGCCUACUUACACCUGUCAGACUCUUGUUCACAAUAUAGAAAAAGCCUAUGAAUGUAAAGAGUGUGGUGAAUACUUUGGUUGUAGUUCAACUCUUAUUCAGCAUCAGAGUAUGCAUACUGGAGAGAAACCCUGUGAAUGUAAGGAUUGUGGGAAAACCUUCAGAUUCCACCAACAACUUAAGAAGUCUCACAGUGGUGAGAGACCUUUUGAAUGUGAGGAAUAUGGAAAGGAUUUUCAACUUCUCAGCCUGCUUAAGUACCAUAAAACCAUUCAUACAGGUACUAAACCAUUUGAAUGUGAGGAAUGCGGGAAGUCUUUCAAGCGAGUCUCCAGCCUUGUUGAUCAUAGGAUUAUUCAUGCUGGUGUGAAGCCAUAUGAAUGUAAAGAGUGUGGGAAAGCCUUUAAUCGUCGUUCAAACCUCAUGCAGCAUCAGAAAAUUCACUCUGGUGAGAGACCCUUUCAGUGUAAGGAGUGUGGAAAAGCCUUCACUGUUCUGGCACAGCUCACUCGGCACCAGAACAUUCAUACUGGAGAGAAAUCAUUUGAAUGUCAGCAGUGUGGGAAGAUAUUCAGAACUGGUUCAUACCUUGUGCGACAUCAGAGUAUUCAUACUGGUGAGAAACCCUUUGAGUGUAAUGUCUGUGGGAAGGCUUUUAGGCUUCAGGUAUACCUCUCUGAGCAUCAGAAAACUCACACUGAUGAGAAACCUUUCAAUUGCAAGCUGUGUGGGUCAGCCUUCAGACGAAAGAACCAACUUAGUGAACAUCAGAGAACUCAUACUAAUGUGAGACCCUAUCAGUGCAAGGAAUGUGGCAAAUUCUUUCGCCAACGUUCAAAUUUGAUUGACCAUCAGAGUAUUCACACUGGAAAGAAACCCUUCAAGUGUAAAGAAUGCGGGAAGGUCUUUAGACUUAAUAUACUUCUCAUUCGUCAUCAGAGAUCUCACAGUGGUGAGAGACCUUUUGAGUGUAAAGAAUGUGGAAAGGCUUUUCAUCUUCCCAGUCAGCUUAAUAACCAUAAAACCGUUCAUACAAGCAAAAAACCCUUUGAAUGCAAUGCAUGUGGGAAGUCCUUCAAACGUGUCUCCACCCUUGUUCAACACAGAAUUAUUCAUGCUGAUGUGAAACCAUAUAAAUGUAGUGAAUGCGGGAAAGCCUUUAAUCGUAGCUCAAACCUCACACAACAUCAGAAAAUUCACUCUGGUGAGAGACCCUUUCAGUGUAAGGAGUGUGGAAAAGCCUUCACUGUUCUGGCACAGCUCACUCGGCACCAGAACAUUCAUACUGGAGAGAAAUCAUUUGAAUGUCAGCAGUGUGGCAAGAUAUUUAGUUGUGGCUCAUUCCUUUUGCGUCACCAGAGUGUUCAUACCGGUGAGAAACCCUUUGAGUGUAGUGUCUGUGGGAAGGCUUUUAGGCUUCAGGUAUACCUCUCUGAGCAUCAGAAAACUCACACUAAUGAGAAGCCUUUCAAGUGCAAGCUGUGUGGGUCAGCCUUCAGACGUAAGAACCAACUUAGUGAGCAUCAUAGAAUCCAUACUGAUGAGAGACCAUAUCAGUGCAAGGAGUGUGGGAAACACUUCCGUCGACGUUCUAAUUUUACUGAGCAUCAGAGUAUUCACACUGGAAAGAAACCAUUUGAGUGUAAGGAAUGUGGGAAAGUCUUUAGACUUAAUAUACAUCUCAUUCGACAUCAAAGAUUUCAUAGUGGUGAGAGACCUUUUGAGUGUAAGGAGUGUGGAAAGGCUUUUCAUCUUCCCAGCCAGCUUAAUUACCACAAAAACAUUCUUCAUACAGGUCAAAAAAUGUUUGAAUGUGAGGAAUGCGGGAAGUCUUUCAAGCGUGUCUCCAGCCUUGUUGAUCAUAGGAUAAUUCAUGCUGGUGUGAAGCCAUAUGAAUGUAAAGAGUGUGGGAAAACUUUUAAUCGUCGCUCUAACCUCAUGCAACAUCAGAAAAUUCACUCUGGUGAGAGACCCUUUCAGUGUAAGGAGUGUGGAAAGGCCUUCACUGUUCUGGCACAGCUCACUCGUCACCAGAGUAUUCAUUCUGGAGAGAAAUCAUUUGAAUGUCAGCAGUGUGGGUCAGCCUUCAGACUUCAGUCCCAACUUCGUCAACAUCAGAGAGUUCAUACCAACAUGAAACUCUUUCAGUGCAAGGACUGUGGGAAGGACUUUAUUCGUAGUACAGGCCUUAGAAUUCACCAGAGAAUCCACACUGGUGAGAAGCCCUUUCAGUGUAAGGAAUGUGGGGAAGCCUUUCAGUAUCGGUACCAAUUUCUUGGACAUUUUAGAAUUCAUACUGACAAGAAUCCUUAUGAAUGUAAAGAAUGUGAGAAGUACUUUACUUGUGGUAGAGACCUUGAAGUACAUCAAAGAAGUCAUACUAGUGAGAAAUUUUACCAAUGUUGAGAAUGUGGAGAAGCCUUUAGUGGUAAUUCUAAUCUAGAAGUAUGUCAGAGAAUUCACACUGGUGAGAAACCAUGUGCAUCUAAGGAAGGUUGGGAAAUGUUUAGAUUUAGUUCAGCCUUCGCUGCACAGUGGAGCAGUCAUACAGGCCUGAACACUGUCACUGUAAGAAUGCAAAGACUUUCAAUUCGAGCUGAGGCCUUGUUUUAACAUAAGGGAAUCCAUGCUGGAGUGAAACCCUGUGAAUACAAGGAAUGUGGGAACAUUUAUAGAAUUAGCUCAGCUCUGAAACGUCGUCAGAGCCCUUAUAGUUCUGCAACCCUAUAAAUGUGAAGAAUGUGGGAAAGCCUUUAUUGUAAAUCAUGAGCUUACACAUCAGAAAAUCCGUCAUUGUUAGGAGUCCUAUGCUUGUAAGGAUGGUGGACAAGACUUUGUAUGGAAAUUUUACUGAACGUCAGAGAAUUCAUUGGCAAGACUGGCUAGAAAUAAUGUGGGAAGAACUUUAAUCUGCCCUAGGAUUUGGUCAACAUCAGAGUAUUCCAAGAAACCCUUAGCGAAUCAGAAUGUGGGAAGUCUGUUGUUUAGAGAUGAAACUCUAUUGAGAAUAUCUUUGAAUGUCAGAAAUAAAGGAUAACCAUCAC
Alexandromys fortis (reed vole) is the source of this 4322-nucleotide messenger RNA. Its product is annotated as zinc finger protein 60-like. The record is from RefSeq and is a predicted model, not a curated record. The transcript is spliced from 5 exons. Bases 814 to 3684 code for a protein of 956 amino acids. Gene Ontology annotation, biological process: negative regulation of transcription by RNA polymerase II. Gene Ontology annotation, molecular function: RNA polymerase II cis-regulatory region sequence-specific DNA binding; DNA-binding transcription repressor activity, RNA polymerase II-specific. NCBI's taxonomy places the organism in Eukaryota, Metazoa, Chordata, Mammalia, Rodentia, Cricetidae.